Aspergillus niger is the source of this 414-nucleotide messenger RNA. RefSeq lists its product as uncharacterized. The transcript is spliced from 3 exons. The record is from RefSeq and is a predicted model, not a curated record. Lineage: Eukaryota; Fungi; Ascomycota; Eurotiomycetes; Eurotiales; Aspergillaceae. The coding region runs from base 1 to 414 and encodes 137 amino acids.
AUGAUGAAGUCUAUCCUCUCUCUCGCACUCUAUACAGCUACCGCCCUAGCCCAGGGCAUCUACAUCAACUCCCCCGCCGCCGGCACGGAGCUCCAAGCCGGAGAAACAGUAACAGUGCAGCUUGUCCGUCCGGUCUUCAGCGAAAAUGUCGCCGAAAUCGGCAUCGCCAUCGGCAUCGAAUCCUGCUCUGGUUCCUCAGGGUGCCCCAAACCCGACUCCGAGAUCGGAAACCUCCUCUACAGCGGUCCCUAUGACCCGCAGUCCAACGGACCUCCUGACCCGUAUGAGAACUUCACUAUCACGGUGCCGGAUGUGACGGGGCCUGCGCAGAUUGGUGUUGUCAGGCCGUUUUUGGUUGGGCUAUCGUAUGAGUUUGUGGUGGGGACUGCAGUGACGAAUGUUACGAUUGUUUGA